UUCUCUCUCUCUUUCUCGUUCCGACGCGUCGCUUGUUCGAUUUGGAUUCUUGGUUUCCUGCGAUUUCGACUGUUUCCGCGCUCUCGCGUUGCAUGGGCCGUUCGGUUCGUGCCGUCGUUUCUGUAUGGAUUUCUCCGUCGCUGCUAUGAGAGCUUCGGGCUCUUCGUUUGAGGGUGAACCCGGUUUUUUGUUGCGAUUGGCUUAAGGGGUCUCGAGGUACUUUUGUUCUUGUGAAGACCCGAGAUGUUAUGUGCUGUUCUAUUCCCGGCGGCGCCGACGAGAUCGUGCGGUGGCGAUGGACGCCUAUUGAGGAAUGGCGUUGAGGGUGCGAACUGGGUUAGAACGUUUUGAAUUGGUGUAGAAUUCCUCUUUCUGGUAAUGGUAAGUACAUUGAAGCCAAAAGAUACUUGUGAAGGUGAAAAGAUGGCUGCUGAGGAUAGAGAUCUUAUUGAAAUCUUGGAAGAACACAACCCGGUUGAUAUGGCCAAAUAUAUCAAUUAUGUCAGUGCGCCACAGGCCGGUGCCAUCGCGACAUUUUCUGGAACAACUCGCGACACAUUUGAGGGCAAAACAGUCUUGGAGCUCCAGUACGAAGCGUACGUGCCGAUGGCUGUACGGUGCAUCAAGUCUGCAUGUCAAUCAGCUAGAUCAUCCUGGAAUCUCAUGUCCAUUGCAGUUGCCCACUGCCUCGGCCCUGUUCCGGUUGGAGAAACAAGUGUCUUCAUUGCUGUAUCAUCGGUUCACCGUGACGAUGCACUGGAUGCUUGUAAAUUUCUGAUUGACGAGAUAAAGGCAUCUGUCCCCAUUUGGAAGAAAGAGGUAUACACCAAUGGAGAGGUCUGGAAGGAGAAUAAGGAGUUUUUGGAAAGGAAGUCGGAGCUUGAGAAAGGUGCUCGGGAUGAAAAUAGAUGCUGUAGGAAAAGGUUAGAGAGCAAGACCAAUGGGCAUGGCUGUUGUGGUGCUAAAGUCAAGAUAGAUGAUGGCGGCUGUAAUGGAGAGAGUACAGAAGCUGAGUGAGAAGAUUGUAAUUUAUUUUUGCUGCUUCUAGCAUUUUUCCUUCCAAUAUAUAUAAGAAGGAUUGUGAUGUAUUUCUCUAAUAAUAAUCAUCCGAGAAAUAUAUGUCAGCCUCAUCAAAUCUGCACGUGAUUUUGCUGAGAAACAUGUGGAAUACAGUGGGAUGGAUACACAGA
This is a messenger RNA of Eucalyptus grandis, 1190 nucleotides long. Its product is annotated as molybdopterin synthase catalytic subunit. The transcript is spliced from 2 exons. Gene Ontology annotation, biological process: Mo-molybdopterin cofactor biosynthetic process. Gene Ontology annotation, cellular component: cytosol. Gene Ontology annotation, molecular function: molybdopterin synthase activity. The coding region runs from base 379 to 1017 and encodes 212 amino acids. Lineage: Eukaryota; Viridiplantae; Streptophyta; Magnoliopsida; Myrtales; Myrtaceae. The record is from RefSeq and is a predicted model, not a curated record.